Molecule: messenger RNA, 2687 nt
Organism: Amyelois transitella
Lineage: Eukaryota; Metazoa; Arthropoda; Insecta; Lepidoptera; Pyralidae
Gene: Paf-AHalpha
Product: platelet-activating factor acetylhydrolase IB subunit beta homolog
Exons: 4
Coding region: 227-904 (225 amino acids)
Source: RefSeq, a predicted model, not a curated record
GCAACAUGUUCCACCAAAAAAAUCGCAUGUAGAGAAAGUUGCUUCAUAUUAAAAAAUAUUGUGACUAAGUUUGUGACAUUGACAAUUUACACUCAUGUUUGACACAUCAAAGAAAAACCAAAAAAGUAAGUAGCAGGUACAGGAAAGAAGAAAAUCAACCGCUAAGCAAUUUUACUAUUAAUUUUUACUAUUUCAAGAAUUUAUCAUCAAUUAUCUAUUAAUAAAAAUGAAUCCUUGUUCAGUCCCUACUCCCCAAAUAGAUUCUGAAGGGGAUGGACGAUGGAAUAGUAUUCACAAUAGAUUUCUCUCCGAUGCAAAAGGGAAAGAUGCAGAUGUAAUUUUUAUUGGCGAUUCUAUUUUACAAGCGUUAGAACAUACAGAAGUUUGGAAUCAAUGGUUUGCUCCUCUACACUGUCUUAAUUUUAGCAUUCACAGAGACCAGACACAGAAUGUCCUUUGGCGAAUUAAGAAUGGAGAACUUGAUCAUGUUGACCCCAAAGUGAUAGUGGUGCAUGUUGGCACAAAUAAUGUUGAAUAUACCCCUGAGCAAGUGUGUGAUGGCAUAUUAGAAAUAAUAAGAACAAUCAAGGAGAAGCAACCAAGUGCUUACAUAGUACUGCCAAGCCUACUCCCACGAGGCCAACAUCCUAACAACUUAAGAGAGAAAAAUUCAAAGAUUAACCAGCUGCUACGGGAAAAGGUUGCAAACAUGAACAAUGUUGAAUUAGUUUCUAUAGACAAGGGUUUUAUACAAAAUGAUGGCACUAUAAGCCAUCAUGACAUGCACGACUACCUCAUUCCAAGUAAUGCUGCAUGCCGCAAAGCCUUCGAACCCAUUUAUGAUCUCCUUCAGCAGAUUCUAUCUGAAGGUGAACCUGAAAAGGAUUUGACCCCCUCAGAAUAAUUUAUAUGUAUUAACUAUGGUAGCUUUUUUAUAAUGCAGCAAGCUCAUUGUGAUUAUAUAGUACUUACAGGUUAGCUUUUUUUAUUAAUAGUGGUAAGAUUCAGUGCUUAAGAUUAAGUUUAUAAACUUUUACAUUCCAAAUUAGACUAUUUUUAGUUUUGUGAUUGGCUGUGUUUUUUAUAAAACAAAUUCAUAUAAGAUAGAAAAAUCUGGACUUGCACAGGGUACUUAAACCUAAGGUACAAUUUUUAUUACAACAUUUGAGACCAUUCUUGCAAAUAUCAAUAAUGUAUUCCUAAAUCCUACUUCUAAUUUAAGUGGUUAAUUAAAUUGAAUUGUAUUAUUUUGUUUUAAUAAUAAUUUCGUUGGAAAGUGUAUUUACAAUACUAUCUAUUUCCAAGAACGUUUAUGAAGUUCAUUUAUUUUAACUUUGCAAAAAUUGUGUGGGAAUGUAUUUUUUCAAAUAUUUUUUUUAUAGGCUGAAAAAUAGUAAAAGUAUUAAAACUUCAGUUGCAAAAUUAAUUCUGCCAAAGAUUAUAAAUCUUUAACCAAAGGUGAACAAUGCAAAGUGAUAAUUACUUCUUAUAUUUAAAUGAGUGCAAUUUAAGUAUCUCAUGAAUCAAAUUGUGUAAUAUAAAAAUAAUGAAAUGAUGUACCUAUUACAAUAAUUUACUCAUGAUUAUAAGAUUUUAAUCAUUGUAUGGAUUCAUGUUAGGUAGUGUAUAAUGAAGAGCAGAACCAGUUUUGGUCUUGAGAUAUACUGAAUUUGUAUUUUUUUUUUACACCAUUCUUUAUACUGGACAUUUCUUCCCUUAAACAAAUGUAUGUUGAGUUUUGUGAAAUAUCAUUGUAGAGUAGUAGCUAGUAGCUAUUUAAGGUACUGUUAGGUACUCAUGUUGCCAAACAAUGUUGCUUGAAUCUCGAAUCGUUAUAAGUAUUUAUUUGCAUGAUAAAGCUUAAAAAUAAACAGUGCAAUUAUUUCCAUAAAAUACUUUCAUUCCUUAUUUCUCCCUAUAAGUCAUUCACUCUAGAUUAGAUUGAUUUCCAUUUUAAAACUAGUUUUUCAACAUAAUUUUAAAACUUUAUCUGUAAAAGAUAUUCUUUACAUUUUGGUAAAGAUUUACUUUUGGUUUAGGUUAUACAUAUAUUGAAUAUCUUAUGUAUAACUGCCUACUGAAAUCUAACAGAAUAUAAUAAUACAAAAAAUAACUAGAGUGUCAAACACAAAUUUGGUGUUUAAAAAAAAAUGCAAAGAACUUUUAACUAUAUUGCAUUUACUAUUAAAAUAAAUAAUACAUACACAUAAUGAAGUCCAUAACUGAAAAUAGUAGCUUCCUUUACUGAACAUUUAAUAUUUAUUCAGUAACCUUUUGUAGUAUAGCUGAAAUGGUAAAGUGGGAGUUCUGAGCUGUAAUAUUUUACUAAAAACGUUGAAAUGUUGUAUUUGUAGCUUUUGCAGAUAUGCAUCCACAAAUACUGCGGGCAGUAAUAUUUGAUUAACUAUUUUAGGUACUGUGAUACUUCUAGCCUGGAAACAAAAAAAAAUACACCUAUUUAAUCUGUAGAAGUGUUAAAUUUAGUACAACAGUACAUAUUAUAAUGAUCGCUAUUUUCUCUGUCUGUAUGUAUGCACUAAUUUGAGAAAGUGAUGGAUGGAUUUUGUUCUUGUUUGAAAUGUUGGAAAGUGGGAUUUCUGUGGAAGAUUUAUAUCUUAAUGCUACCAAUGUGAAGCAUGUCACUAGUUGAAAACAUGAAAUAAAAUGAGAAUGGGCAUAAUAUUCUU